AAGAAGAUUGCUAUCAUGUCACCCCUAGUCCUUCUUUUCACAUAAGCCUUUGGUUGGUUCUUUGUGGGUCCUUUGAGUGGGGAAGAUAGGAUUUGGGACACACAGGAACAUUUUGGGCAGAGCCAAGUAGCUGGCAGUCCCUGGGAACUCAAAAUACAGGCUUUUCAUUCUUGUAUAUAUAACAGUGAAUGGCUGUCUUGUUGUUCACAUCUCUUUCCCCCCACCCAAUUACAAUAAUACUUUAUUUAUAGGAGACCCUUGUCUUUCUCCACCUAUGCCUUCCCCGAACGGACGAAGGAGCUGAGGCCUGGGGCAAACUUUUUAAUACCUUUCUGUUUGCUUCUGCUUAUAGCCCAAGCUGACUCCGCAGGAGAAACUCAAGCUCCGAAUGCAGAGGGCGCUUAACCGGCAAUUUAAAGCAGACAAGAAAGCAGCCCAGGAGAAGAUGAUGCAACAGGAACACGAAAGACAGGAACGAGAGGAUGAGUUGCGUGCCAUGGCUCGGAAGAUCCGGAUGAAGGAGCGGGAACGGCGGGAGAAGGAGCGGGAAGAGUGGGAGCGACAGUACAGCCGCCACAGCCGCUCGCCUUCUCCGCGCUACAGUCGAGAACACAGCAGCUCCAGAAGGCACUCGCGGUCACGAUCCCGGAGCCCUCACUACCGCCACUAGGACGAAUUCCUGGCGCAAGGCCAAUGCUGCUGACUUCUCGCCCUGCUGGCUCUCCCCCCCUUCCCC
This is a messenger RNA of Notechis scutatus (mainland tiger snake), 736 nucleotides long. NCBI's taxonomy places the organism in Eukaryota, Metazoa, Chordata, Lepidosauria, Squamata, Elapidae. The record is from RefSeq and is a predicted model, not a curated record.